CGCGCCACAACAGGCCCGUGCGGAUGCUGCGUGAGGCUCCUCCACCAUUAAAACCUCUCCGCCGACACGCCCACCUGGAUGCAGACAGACAGAAUACCUGAAAGAUUUGACAACAAUGGGCGUUUCCAAACCCUGCUGUGCUUGAAGAGCAAGUUGGUGGACCGUCGACACGAGCAGAACACCCGGCACCGCCUGAGCCAAGAGCCACCAAGCUACAAACCCACUGACCCGCGGAGCAGCACAGAGCAGCACAGAGCAGGACAGAGCAAAACAGCCAACAUGAGCAGAUGCCUGAUUAGCCAGCUGGAGGUCCAAGGCUUCAUUGAGAGGUGCAUGAUUGCGGUGGGAACCAAGCAGCAUCAUGCACGCAGCCUGGCAGAGGUGUUGGUGGAAGGAGACCACAGGGGCCACUACAGCCACGGACUCAAUAGGAUGGACAUGUACGUAAAGGACAUCCAGACAGGAAUCUGUGCCAAGGACGGAGAGCCGGUGGUGGAGAAGGAGAGUGCAGCCACAGCGCUGGUAGAUGGGAGGAACCUGCUGGGCCCUGUGGUGGGAAACUUCUGCAUGAACCUGGCCAUAAAGAAGGCUAAAGAAUGCGGCAUUGGCUGGGUGGUGGCGCACGGUUCCAACCACUAUGGAAUCGCUGGAUACUAUGCAAUGCAAGCAGUGAAGAAAAACAUGAUUGGCAUGUCAUUCACCAACACUUCCCCUCUGGUGGUUCCUACACGUGGAAAAGAGUGCACUUUGGGCACCAACCCCCUGAGUGUGGCAGCUCCUGCUAAAGACGGGGACAGCUUUGUUCUGGACAUGGCCACUUCAGCAGUGGCACUUGGAAAGGUGGAACUCCACGAGCGGCGUGGAGACCCCAUUCCCGAGGGCUGGGGCUGUGACCCUGAAGGAAAGCUGACAACCGACCCCAAGCGUGUCCUGUCUGGAGGAGGACUGGUGCCUAUUGGUGGCAGUGAAGCCACAGGAGGGUACAAAGGCUACGGCCUGGGAAUGAUGGUGGAGGUGUUCUGUGGUAUCUUGGCUGGCGCCCAGUACAGCAAACACGUACGCACUUGGAAAGUAACAGACCGUGUUGCCAACCUGGGUCAGUGUUUUGUUGCAAUCAACCCAGAGAACUUUGCUCCUGGGUUCAAUGAAAGGAUGACAGAUCUGCUCUCCAUCCACAGAGACAUGGACCCGGCUGACCCCAACACUCCUGUUCUGGCUGCUGGAGAUCCAGAGAGAAUGAACAUCAAGAAGUGUGAGGAGAUGGGCGGGAUCCCCUACCACAUCAAUGUCGUCAACUACAUGAACGAAUGUGCCAAGAGAAUCGGCGCCAGUCCGCUGCUGCCGUGCGACAAGCUCGUCUCCAACUAGUUGAUCCAAACAGUUUCCUAAGCUCUGGAAGUCUGCCUCAUCUGUUCUUCUUGAAGUUCACAUUGAGCAACAUAUGGGGCAAUUCUGUUUAUGCACAUUUUAGAAUUUGAGGGUAACAUUUUAACACACUCAUCAAGGAUUGGUGAUGGCAAUUAGGCAGUAAUUUUUAUUGUUAUGUAAAUUAGCACCAUACUUUUUAAAGAGUUUAAAAAUUAUAAUUUUUGGAGGGACUGAUAUAGGCUACUAUAUGUCCAGACAACCAAAUUCAACUUUAAACAUGUUUUCAGGAUACUGUAUCUUUGUCAGUAAAAUGUGCACAGUCUGUGUCUAACUUAUAGCUUCGUGGCUGAUGGCUGGAUGUUAGUGGUACCUGUGAAGAUGAACUGAAGUGUUUUUGUUUUUCUUGUCAUUAACUGAAGAUGUCAUUUCGUACCUCGCAGAAACUGUACAGUUAACUCAAUGCACAACUCUUUUUUUUUUCUAAUAGCUUACUGAUAUGCAUUUUAAAUUGACAAUGCUUUGCUGAUUUUAUAAUGUUCAAAACAUGCUGUUAGUGUAUGUCGUCAUGACAACAAGCCCUAUGUGCCUUAAUCAAUAAAAGCCAAAUAAACUUG
This is a messenger RNA of Mugil cephalus (flathead mullet), 1982 nucleotides long. RefSeq lists its product as uncharacterized. Lineage: Eukaryota; Metazoa; Chordata; Actinopteri; Mugiliformes; Mugilidae. Bases 79 to 1368 code for a protein of 429 amino acids. The transcript is spliced from 11 exons. Gene Ontology annotation, molecular function: oxidoreductase activity. The record is from RefSeq and is a predicted model, not a curated record.